UAACAAAGCAGUGAACUCGUGAAGAGGGGAACGGACUCGGACGGGGAAUUGGGUCGCGGCCGAAAUAGAAAACGGCACCUCUAUUCGAUCACUUUUUAGGCGCUCUCUACAGUCUCUACUCUCUACUCUCUACUCUUUCGACUUCCCCGUUCACCGGAGCGAGCUGCAGCAGCGGGCCAAACAAACACCAAACACAAAAAAAAGAACUCCCAAUCCCCGUAAUGCUCGUCCCACCUCUCUCCCGCCAAAACCAAACCCUCGCCUCCUCCGCUACGGCUUCGUCCCCCCUCCCUCCCUCCUCCCCCCAAACCCUAACCCUAGCUCCCACGACUCCGACCUCUCCACGACGAGCAAGAAGAAGAAGCCUCCAUACAAGCCCCCCUCCUCGCUCGACCGGACCGGGCUGAAACCGGUCCACUCCGACCUCCCCUUCGAUUUCCGGUUCAGCUACACGGAGAGCGACCCCAGCGUGAAGCCCAUCGGCCUCCGCGAGCCCAAGUACUCGCCCUUCGGCCCGGGCCGCUUGGACCGGGUCUGGACCGGGGUGGCCGCCCCCGCGGUCGACCCUACGCUGCGGUCCGUCGAUGGCGACGAGCCGGGCGCGGCGGUGGACUCGGAGAAGGCGAGGAAGAUGAGGGAGAGGAUCCUCGGCGCCCCGCUGUCGCCGCCCGAGAGGAAGUUUCUGAUCGACAAGUGCCAGAAGAAUCGGACCAAACGCCAGGUCAAUCUGGGGAGAGAUGGCCUCACACACAACAUGUUGAAUGACAUUCACAAUAAUUGGAAAAGUGCUGAAGUUGUGAGGAUAAAAUGUCUUGGAGUGCCAACAGUUGAUAUGCAAAAUGUCUGCACCCAGCUUGAGGAAAGGACUGGCGGUCUAAUCAUCCACAGGCAUGGCGGUCAGAUCAUUCUGUAUAGAGGAAGGCACUACAAUCCGAAGAAAAGGCCUGUAAUUCCUUUAAUGUUGUGGAAACCUCAUGACCCAAUCUAUCCGAGGUUGAUUAGAACUACUAUUGAGGGUCUAACUAUUGAGGAGACGAAGGAAAUGAGGAAGAAAGGCCUUGCUGUUCCUGUCUUGACGAAGCUUGCCAAGAACGGAUAUUAUGCUAGUCUGGUACCGAUGGUUCGGGAUGCUUUUUUAACUGAUGAGCUCGUCCGAAUAGACUGCAAGGGACUGCCAAUAAGUGACUAUAAGAAGAUCGGCGUUAAGCUCAGGGACCUGGUUCCUUGCAUUCUUGUGACAUUUGACAAGGAGCAAAUUGUAGUGUGGAGGGGAAAGAACUACAACUCAAACACCUGCAAUAAUGUCGACAAGAAGUCUUCCCCAUCAGUGAUUGUUUCAGGUAGCCAUCAGGAGAGCUGCGGGGAUAUUCUUGAUGACACUUCAGAUGGCUGCCCUUCUGAUGAAAGCUCCUAGAUGUGCAUAGCCGGUAGCAACACAUACAGAACCAGUUGUUCCAGAAAUGAUUCCCUCACUAAUCGGAUGAGCAGGAAGAUUUCAAAUCCUAUGGGCUUAUACAGCCACAUACCAAGCCGAAGGUGUGACAUGAUUUACCCGACAGUGUAUUGAAAGAUCUGCUUAUAUAUUCAUGUUUUCCAGGAUAAUAACCGCUGCUGAGAUCACAAAGGGAAAUUCAGUAAACUGAUUUGACUGGUCCAAGGCAUCCUUUUUACGGUACUUGAGAAUCCAUGCAUGAAAAAAGGGUUGUUCGAGCAGGGUGUUGAACAGGUCAGCAUUCAUGUACUGGAAUUGCAGUCAGUCAGUUAUUCAGCUGAGAAAAAGUUGAUAUA
Molecule: messenger RNA, 1788 nt
Organism: Ananas comosus (pineapple)
Lineage: Eukaryota; Viridiplantae; Streptophyta; Magnoliopsida; Poales; Bromeliaceae
Product: CRS2-associated factor 1, mitochondrial
Biological process (GO): Group II intron splicing
Molecular function (GO): RNA binding
Source: RefSeq, a predicted model, not a curated record